CAAAAGUGUCAAAACAAAAACUGAGCAGAAACAAAACACAAAACAAUAUAGGACCUACCUAGUUUGUUUAGUUUUUAGGAUUGUAUGGUGUGGUGCGGUGCUAAAUAAAUUAGAACGUUAAUCUAAAACUAUCAUUAAAAUGCCUAAAGCAGUCCGCGAAUUACUCCAAAAUGGGCAUUCUUACGACGAGCCAGAUCGGAUGCCGAAGAACAUAUCGAUAACCAAUUUAGACCUGAUUAUGUACGUAGUGGCGAUCAUCGGUCAUUUUGUGGACCUGGCAGUGGACCUGAAUGUGGCUGUGAGGUACUACUUAGCAAAGGAAAUGGAAGCAUUUGGGUGGACGCUCGCGUUUAUUUUGUUUCCCGCCUUUGUGAAUACUGCUGUGUCAAUAAGGAUGUACUCCCAAGACAAGCAGCAGGAUUCGCUGACAAAUGAAGUGACUCGCCGUCAUUGGCUCCGGAUCUUCAUACUGGUGCUGCAAAUGGCACCAAUCCUGAGGUUCACUGACGCUCUUAUAUACGCAGUAAAGUCUCGCCGGGCUGAGCGCAAGAACGACCCGGCGUCCCAGCGCCUCUACUACCACCUGAUGCUGAAGGAGGACUCCGACGCCGCGUUGCUGCGGAUAUUCGAGUGCUUCCUAGAGGCCUGUCCGCAGCUGGUACUGCAGACCGCCAUCAUGCUGAUGGGACACCAGCAGUUCACUUUGCACCAGUCCCUGUCAAUGACCUCGUCAUUGGUCGGCAUGGGCUGGUGCCUGGCGGCGUACCAGCGCGCGGUGCGGUUCGCGCAGGAGGACAAGCUCAACGUCACGUGGUGCGGCUCCGCUAUGCAGACCGUGUGGCAUUACCUGCUUACGUUAAGCAGAGUGAUGUCCGUAGCUGUAAUCUCUCAUCUAUUUCCGUACUGGACAGUCCUGGCGUGUUCCAUACACAUCCUAGUGAUGACGUCAUGGAUACAACUCUACGAACGGCCAAUAUUCUGCGCUCAGACAAGGAUAGCAGAGAUAUCCUUCUCUUUCGCACUCGGCUGCGUGUACCUCUUCACAUAUAUUUUAUCCGUCGAAGGCAGAACCAGGUACAGAUAUGCAAUGUAUUAUACUAUGUGUUUUAUAGAAAAUUCCGCGUGUGGAGUCCUAUGGUAUUUAUAUAUUAGGGACGAAAUAAGGUAUUCCACUGUGUUUUAUAUAGUUCUAGUAUUAAUAGUAGUGCCUUAUGUGUUGGGUGUGACAGUUAUGGUGGUAUACUAUUCCUUUUUACAUCCGACGUUGAGGAAUAAGAAUGAGGCGGUGUCUGUGGCGUUCAAAGUCAACGAUCAGACUUUUGAGGCUAGUUGAUUUGUGAAUUAAUUUUGUUUUACGUACCCUGAUACUCAUAUAUUAAAACCUAUUUUCUUAAGUUUACAAACAUUAAGAAAAACUAAGAUUUUUGAAAUGUGAUUCUUUCUUAUACCUUGUUUGUUUUUACUUACGUUAUAGGAAUAUGCGCCUGGCGUGUUUGUGGCACGUUAGGUACAUUGUUACAGCAUUGGCGUAUAGUAUUAAUUUUAUUAUUAGUCUUAGAUUUUUUUAAUGAUAAAACGAUGCAUCCCUGUAAUUCUUUAUCAAUAAAAAGAUAUAACGAAUGUUAAGUUAAACUCGGGCCAAAUUAUUUGAAUAGCAAUCAAGUAAGAACAUUAAGGAGAGCGAGAUUUUUCAAUUUAAUGUUUGUUUUUCCGCAUUUACGUUUAUUUAUAGUUUUUAUUUUGAUAAGUCUUAGUUUUCCUUUGAAUAAAAACGUUAUAAUCAUGCCAAUCUCCUGUUUGUCGAGAUUAUGCUAGGCAUAAUAUAAGUUUGACUUUUCAUCAAAAUGUGUAGGCUCUCAUAAUUUAAAAAAGAACUAGUUUUGAACACAAAUUAGUUUAAGGUACUUAAAUCAACUGUAUUCUUUGAAGAAUAAAAUUCAGUUUUUGUAAGCUCAGUCUAGAUAAACUAAAACACACAUUUGAUGGAAAAUCAGCUGUAGUUAGUAAAUGAUAAGACUGCAUAUUGAUAUCUAAUUUUAAUUUAGUUAUUAUAUUCAUAUUCCAAGUAAGAAUUUUUGUAUAGAUAAUGUAAUAAUCAAAAUAAUCUUAACAUUUGCCAAAUUUUUCGUCGGGUUUGAUACGUAAUAAUGAUACUGAAUACUCAACCAAGUGCUUAAAGAACUCUGCUUUUUAUUUUCGUACAGUUUUCAAGAUCUUAAAGCAAAAAAUGUAACAUACAAAGCAGAUAUUGUACGUAUGUUAAUAUAUUGUCAAUAUCUACUCACAACUAGAAUAACUUCAUUCGCCCUGCAGUACAGACAGAUGAAGUUUAAAUAAAUAUUUUGUUUCAUAAACAAUAUUGUACAAAAUCUAGAUUUAAAAUAGUAACUCAUAAUUAUGAAUUUAAGAUAUUCUCUCUCUCUCUCUCAUUUGAGCGUUAUUUCCCCAGCUGUUGAGCGUCGGAGCCCAGGGUCCACUAUAAUUUUAAUAUAUUAUAUGUGCCUAUUUUAUUGUAUUACUAUGUUUGGAAUGUGUAUAUUAUCUGAGAAUCUCACUGAAUCUUUAAAUGAAUUCAGUACAAGUAGUAUGGCAAUAAUCAUUAUGUUAAAGGCAAUUUGCAACUAGACAAUUUCAUCAGCCAUUGUGAAAAAAUAAUGUUGUCCACGGCUCCGCCCGUGACGUAAACUAGACCACACCAAAUAACACUUUAAUCCAGUGCUCCAUUUAGGUGCAAAUGUACAAGCAAAACACUUUAUUAUUAGUGCUAAGGAUAUAUGUAGAUACAGUAAAGGUGCAUACCAGUAAAUAUUAUCAUUGCCAAAUUGCAAUUUUAUACUUUUUUAAUAAAAUGUUUUGCAAUGA
This is a messenger RNA of Plodia interpunctella (Indianmeal moth), 2862 nucleotides long. RefSeq lists its product as uncharacterized. Bases 140 to 1333 code for a protein of 397 amino acids. Lineage: Eukaryota; Metazoa; Arthropoda; Insecta; Lepidoptera; Pyralidae. Gene Ontology annotation, cellular component: membrane. The transcript has 5 exons. The record is from RefSeq and is a predicted model, not a curated record.